Molecule: messenger RNA, 2524 nt
Organism: Parus major (Great Tit)
Lineage: Eukaryota; Metazoa; Chordata; Aves; Passeriformes; Paridae
Gene: PRAM1
Product: PML-RARA regulated adaptor molecule 1
Exons: 10
Coding region: 1000-2244 (414 amino acids)
Biological process (GO): T cell receptor signaling pathway; protein localization to plasma membrane; integrin-mediated signaling pathway
Cellular component (GO): plasma membrane
Molecular function (GO): protein binding
Source: RefSeq, a predicted model, not a curated record
CAGAGUCAGCUCCCCUGAGCUGUGGGUCCAGUGUGGGACCUCGCAGCACACCCUCUCCAUCCCAUCUCCAGCUGGUGGGAUCAAGUCCUCCAGUGCCCCCCUUGGGCACCCACCACCUCCCACAGAAGCCCCAGGACCGCCUCCCUUGGCCAACAGGUGCCAGCUUGUUGCCCAUGGCCUGCCCUCCCCCAUGUCCUCAAACUCUGUCUUAUCCUUAACCCAUCUGCAGGCAGGAGCCGCCUCGGGCACUGCUGGUGAGACACCUUCCCAAAGGGCUGCAGGGCCAUGCCAGUCUUGGAGCAGGGACACCAGCACCAACCAGCAGACCAGAGCACCCCUUGACUCGACCUGUCAGACCAUUCAGAGGCAGUAAACAGUGACAUCGGGACAGUUAGAUACUGUGAUGGCCUGACACAGCACCCUGCUCUGCAGAGCUUCCCCUUGCUUCCCAGAGGAACUAGGCUCUUCAGUGGAGCUCAUGUCCUGCAGUUUUGGAUACUCCAGGAAGCCAUAGCCCUCACCCAGUUUUCUGUGCUCCCACAGAGCUCAGUUGUGCACCCUCUGCACCCUCCCAUCUGCAAGUCACCUGCAGCUUUGAGACCUGACCUGCAGAGGAAUCCUGGGCCACCACUGGACAAGAACAUUUCCCACCCUCCUGGUUCCACCCCCUGGCAUCCUGCAGUCAGUUCCCAAAACUGGGGCUCUCCUUUGGACACAGCUCUUAUGCCCAGCAGGACUUGGAGGGCUGCAAGCGUCAAACAGCAGCAAAGCCAAACUGGUGGUGUAUUGAGAGCUGCUCCUCCUCCUCUUUCUCCUCCUCCUUGUGCGGUCUCACCAUCAGGCAAAAGCAGCUUCCUGGUGUUGCACAGAGUUCCUCACCAGCCUUUAGGAAAGAGCUUCUGGUUUCAAGGGAGGGAGCCUCAGACAGACUUGUCCAGAACACUUCGGGUGGUCUUUAACAAGGAGGUGAGCACACAGGAAAGCAUCCACUAAUGGAAGAUGAUGCAUCUGGAGGGGAGAGAUGCUGUGGUGAAGCACCUUCGAGCAAAGUUCCAACAGAACAGGAAAGAACCUCCUGAAGAGGGUGGCUGGCCAGAGAGUCGCCCUGCAGCCUCUCAUGGACCAGAACCAAGACAGACCCCUGCCAAGGGUGAUCCUCCUCAGGAGCCUCUGUGGAGCAGGAGGGUGGGCUUCUGCAAGGCCUCUCCAUCUCACAGUAUGGGUCAGAGUUUGGGACAGCCUUCAUCUCAUUCUGCCUGUGAGAGCCUGGCACAAACGGUGUGUCGGAAGCAGGGAAUGGCUCAAGAUGCCAACUUCCAGCCAGUGCCUGCAAAGCCAGGAGGAGAUGUGUUGAACAAGAAGGUGGAAGCCAGCUCUGAUCCUCCCCGCAGGAAGCCAGCCCAGCAGACAUGGCCACCUGACAAAGACAAGGGGGCUCCAGCAGUUGUUGCCAAAGGCACAGCUGUUGCAGCCCCUCUGCUCCCUGUGGGAAGCCCCCAAAGGACAGAGUGGGUGCCUCAGAGGAAGCCUUUGCCACAUGUCAGGGAACUGGGAGUGAAGCCAAGCAAGCCCCGACGCCCUCCUGAUGUGGAUUUGGCAAAGUUCAGAGCAGCUGCACAUCCUGGGACAUCCAUCCAUCCUGCCACAGAACCACCAAGGAGUGCUCAGCUGGGUCAUCUGCAAUCAGGCUAUGCUGCAUCAGUGCCCACAAGGUUCCCACCGCAGGAUGCUCCGAGUGGCAUAGGGGAUGAAGAUGAGAUAUACGAUGAUGUUGAACCUGUUGGGCUUGCCAGGAGAAGCCCAGGCCUCCUUCUGCCUUCUGUGUCCCCACUGCCAGUAUAUCCUUGCCCCAGAGGAGGUGGAAAUGCUGGCCAAGCCUCUAACUGGGUUACCUUGCUGGCAGCUACACAGAGAGAACCCCAGGUCUCUCAGAAGAUGAAGACCAUGACACUCAAGACAUGCAAGAAGGAAGAGAAGAUGGACAGGGAGUUUCAGAAGAAAUUUAAGUUCGAAGGCACCAUCAGUGUCCUGACCCAGAUGAUGGUUGACCCUGCAGCAACAGAGAAGAGGGGUGGUCCAAAGAACCUGCCACUGAGACGGGGAGAAAUCCUUGAUGUCAUUCAGUUUACAAAUCAGAAGCAAAUCCUCUGCCGGAACAGCCAGAGGAGGUAUGGCUACGUGCCCCGGGCUGUGAUGCUGCCUCUGGACACUGACAUCUAUGAUGACGUUGAGAUUUAUGGCUGAGCCAACCAUGCUAAGGCCAAAGGCACAAGACAGCACCAGAGAGCCCCAAGGGCUGAAACAUGAACAGCACCAGACACCAGGCUCCUUUUGUGAAGGUGCUCUGCCUCCUCUGAGACAGACUGCAAAGCCACCGUGUCCCUGCCAGAGCAGUGCUAUGGCUGCUCAGCACAUGGAGCUGCACAGAUCCUGUCCCACGGGGCAGAUGGCCCCAGAUCCUCAAGUCACACCAUCACUGUAGCUCUGUUUUGUCCAUGUAAAAUAUAGCAGUGGUUCAAGAGGG